AUGUCAAAAAGAGUCUUAUUGCCUUCUAUCCCGUCACUGGAAUCAACAGUUAGCAGAAGCAAUCAGAGUUCAAGUGAAGAGUCUUCUAAUGGGAAAAGUUCUCCUUCAAUAAAUGAAUUAAGAAACAGACUGACCAGUGUGGCUCCAAAACAGAUGGCACCAAAUCCUGAAGCUCUGAAAUUUGAACAUAAUACAAAAUCUCAAGAAAGAACUAGGAAGCGGCAGCAGCCUAUAAAGCUAGAACCUUUACCUGCCUUAAAAACAUAUCAGCACCAAAAACAACCUGAAUAUAUAUACCAGAAGAACAGAGAAAAAUUGUUAGCAGCUGGAGUAUUAAAGCCUACAACUUCAGCAGAGAAAAGAAAAUGGCCUGGUACAGUGGAAGCAAUUUCAUCUGAACUCCAAGAAGAACUGAAAGAAAGACAGGUAUUGUCUAUGCUGAGUGCUAUGGUACGAAUUCCAACUCCUCCUAAGCAACCACGUAGUAUAUUAAAGACAAGUGCUUGCAAACCAGGUCCGACUCCACCUUUACGUACAUUUAGUGGACCGGAAGAAGUAAUUAAAGCUAAUGUUACAGAGCCUCUACAGAUUAUAAGAAUAAUAUGUGAAAACAAUAACCUUGGAUUUCUGUACAUGACUCCCGCAGUGCCUAAAUCAUCCAUUGAGUAUGACACAUAUAACCUGAAAAUUGUAAGCUAUGACUGCAUUAACAAAAAUGACUACUACACUAUUAGUCCACAAGCAGUUAUUCAUACAUAUAAUGGAGAAGUUGAAUACCUGGAACUUGAACGCUGGGAGCAAGAAUAUGUCUAUCAUAGGGCACUUGUCAAAAUCACUAUCUUUGCUAUAUUUCGCAAAUGGAAGUCAUUUAAUGUAUGGAGAAAGAACGUCCGCUGCAAAAAGAUCAAUUCAUGCCGCCGAGCUUUACAGAAGAACUUAUUCAUUGUUAAUGCUUGUUUGAGACCAGCAAUUCUAAACAUCCAAGAAAUGUGUUAUCGAAUUGGUGACAUGGUACUUUGUCAAAUUGAAAAGGGAUAUAUAUAUACAUUAAUAGAGUUUAAAGGUACUCAGUUCAGUCAGCUAAAAGAUGUGGCAUCUCGUUUGUCAGAAUUCAGAGAAUUAGCUAAAGAAGUGGUUAGAGGUGCAUGUCGAACUGCACUACUUGAAACUGGUUUCACUCCUGAUGAUUAUUUUUAUAGUAUUGAGAAUACAGGUACAAAACUACCAAAUUAA
Messenger RNA from Notechis scutatus (mainland tiger snake), 1233 nucleotides. Lineage: Eukaryota; Metazoa; Chordata; Lepidosauria; Squamata; Elapidae. The record is from RefSeq and is a predicted model, not a curated record.